GCAACACCUCAGUGGAGGGACCAGUACUCUGUAGUGUUCACGCUCCGAUCCUGCGUGUCCUCGAGCUCUUGUUAGUGUCCUGGGAUUGCCGGCUCGACCAAGCAUCGAGUUACUGCAUCUUUGCCUGUGUCUGAUGACAGAUACCGGCUGAUAUGGUUCAGUUGCUGGGAGUGGCUUCAUUGGCCCUCGCCCUCACCGCGGUGGCUGGGACUUUGCCCGACUUGGAGUGCCCCGACGACUGUGAUUGUCACUAUUUUAGGAUAAACUGGGUAACUGACUGCUCUGAAUCCAACCUGACAUCUGUACCUACUUAUGAAGAGGGACUCUCUCCCAACGUCUACGUCCUAGACCUCUCUGGGAACCAGAUCGAGUCUGUGGAGACCUUCCCGGAGGAUGUGAGGUUAAGGAGCCUCAAGCUGGCGGACAACCAUCUCACCAAAGUCACCCACCAGCAGUUCUCGGGCCUCAAGUUCUUGUUGGACCUAGACCUCUCUGGCAACAGGAUAACCUACGUCGAACCGGAUUCUUUCAAAGACAGCCAUGGUUUGAUCACGUUGGAACUUCAGAUGAACCCUCUGGAAGACGUCGAUGGACCGUUCUUGAUUUCUGAAUCCCUCCUGAACUUGGACCUCAGUAACUGUUCCCUGCAGAAGAUCGGUCCCACCUUCUUCACGGAUACUAAGUCCCUGAGCAGCGUGGACUUGUCGGGUAACCCAUUAGGCAGCAUUCCAUCGGGAGUCUUCAAUCCAUUAACAAGCCUCCAGCACUUGAAGUUGAAUAGGUGCAACCUCAGUUAUAUAGCGAGCGAUGCUUUCGACGUUCUAGAAAAUCUCAAAGUUCUAGAACUCGCACAUAACAGCUUUACAACAGUUGAGUGGGUUGUCCUCUUCGGAAAACUUCCACGGUUAGAAUUUUUAGAUCUCCGUCGUUCAGGUAUAAAAAACCUUCCAGAUGAUGUCUUUCAAAACAAUACUUGGAUGAGAAGUUUGAUAAUGGCAGAAAAUGAAUUAAGCGAUCUGGAUGUAGCUACCACCCUCGGACAGAACCUGAAGCAUUUAGACUUUCUGGAUUUGUCAAACUGCAACCUCGUCGGUCCUCUUUCCGAGGACGCUUUCGCUGUGGCAACUAACUUGAGGACCCUCAUCCUAUCUGACAACUCGAUGUCAGCGAACGACCUGGCAGUGGCCCUCAAGCCACUAACCAAUCUUCAGAAACUUUCCUUGAGAAACUGCUCCUUAACAAGACUUCCUCCUGAUACCUUCCACCGAUUCACAUCCUUACAAGAACUAGACAUUUCACGUAACCCUUUAAACAAUGCAUUUACUUCUCUUCUUAGACCUUUGAGUACGCUUAUCCAUCUGGAUAUGGGGUACAGCAAUUUGGCUAAGGUAUCGAAGAACACGUUUUCGCUAAUGACAUCUUUGAAAACACUAAUUUUGUCAGGAAACAGUUUGAAAAGCUUAGAAUCGGGGCUGUUUAAGAAUUUGACAGACCUGAAAACACUAGAGCUUAAUAACUGUGGACUUUCCAGGCUCAAUGAGACAGUUUUCCAAGAUGUCUUCUAUCCUGAUUUGGAAGAGCUGCUCUUGGCCGGCAACCCGCUUGAUGUGCCCCAGCAGGAUUCCAUUAUUCCCACACAGCUGAAUCGAUUAAAAACACUAGACCUUAGCCGUUGCAAUAUUUCAUACUUACCGAUCGAAACGUUCAAAUCAUUUGGAAAUAUAACGGAUCUGAGAUUGGCAGGCAAUCGUCUGAUGAAUACGAACAAUAAUACUUUGGCAUUCUUACAUUAUUUACCUAAUUUGGAGAAGUUAGAUUUAGCUUUUAAUAACAUUACAAUGGUUUUCCCGCAGACCUUUAGGUUCAACACAGAACUUAAAACACUCAAACUUGUGGGUAAUCCUUGGAAAUGUGGCUGUCACAUAUCAGAUAUGUGGGAGUGGGCUCAAGUUGUGAAGGGUGACAUCGGCGUUCUGGUUGGAGCGAUCACAUCGUCUGACACGGUGAUGCGGGUCAACCCCAAGAGGAAGAACAUACUCUUGUGUCACUUCGACUCCAGGACAGCGCCGGUCAAAGCCAGGAAGUGGUCGAGGAGAGAGUUCGCCAACAACGUUAACCAUUCGUGGGCGAGGUACGUGAAGGAGUCUGCCUGUGACUCCGGAUUCCGGGUGAUGCCGAAAAGCCUCAUCGGCUCGGCCGAACAGCUGACUUCGAAACAGAAGGAGAACUACUCGAGCUGGGUGUGGGCGACAGGGCUGGUCGCUUCGGUGGCUCUCAUUUCCGUCGCGAGCUUCCUCGCCACCUCCGUCAAGAAUACCGUCACGAAACGUCACGAAACUUCGCCGCCGUGCAGCGAUGUCGACGAGAAGCCCACCACAACGCACGCUAGUCAGUACCUUCGCAGACCAACCAAAUAGUUCCUUUAUUAUGUGUAUUAAAAGACUAUGAACUUUGUAUGAAACUCGGUUUUGACCGGGAAUGUACUUUUGAGUACAAUGUUUUCGCUUUUCUAUUCUGUCUUAGAGCGUUUUAUUUCUAUUAAUUAACAAUUUUACACAAAAGUAUUAUAUUUGUAUGAUAUUUAAUGUUUAUUAUAGUUAUAAAUAAAUAUUUUAGAUACUACUUUGAUUUUGACCUUGGGAAGCUAUUCCCUCUCCAUAGUUACUGUUAACUUUCAAUUGUUUUAAUUACAAUAAUUUUCAAUAAGAGUAAACAAAUCAUUAUCGAAUUUCAUCUGUUUAUUAGAACUAUUAGAUCUCCUUCAUUCCUUCAUUAUAUAAGAAUCAAUAUCGAUAUAAAUUAAUGAAUGGAGAAAUAUAAGGGAAUUUUUAAAGGAAUGUCAUAAAAAAUAAUUGUUUUUAUUACUUUUUUUUAUUAAAGAAAAUUACAACUGUAUUAAAUAAUAAAUAAAACAAGUAACAUGACAUGUACAACAUGAAGAGAAACUACUCAUUGGUAGCACUCCAAUUAUAUUUCUAUAUUAGAAGAUCUCGAGGCCAUCUUAUUUUCAGACGCCUCGGAGGAUUAUCAGGAAUAGAAGAGGAAGCAAGGUUAGAAACAAGAGGGUUCGGAUGGUUCAGAAGUUUAUUGUGGAAGGAUAGGUAUCUGGAUUGAUCUAAAUCGGAAACAUAUUAAGGUC
Nezara viridula (southern green stink bug) is the source of this 3139-nucleotide messenger RNA. Lineage: Eukaryota; Metazoa; Arthropoda; Insecta; Hemiptera; Pentatomidae. The record is from the annotation of a GenBank genome assembly.